Messenger RNA from Trematosphaeria pertusa, 986 nucleotides. RefSeq lists its product as uncharacterized. The record is from RefSeq and is a predicted model, not a curated record. The transcript has a single exon. NCBI's taxonomy places the organism in Eukaryota, Fungi, Ascomycota, Dothideomycetes, Pleosporales, Trematosphaeriaceae. Bases 1 to 969 code for a protein of 322 amino acids.
AUGCUUGCAACCAAUCCUAUACGCUGCGCUUGGUAUCCCCUUCGGAGCAGUACACAAUUUCGCCUACCUAGGACCAUCUCCAUCACCGUUUCUUCGAUCCGUCUUAGUGGCAUAUCGCCACUGUUCCGCCUGCCGAGCCUGAGGGAACUCACAUUGACCUCGUAUGAUUUCUCUUUCGAGACCUAUCUGCAAGCUCAACAGUCGUCGGCAGAAGAAAUACAGCUAUGGGCCUGUCCGGCUAGCACGUCGCCUAUUGAGACAGUCGAUAUUUUCUGCAAUAUUCCUGCAAACAUCGUUGCCAUCAUGUUACAAUCCGCAGCCUGCCUCAAAUCGUUUCGUUAUUUCGGCGACCUCCUCCGCUUCCAAGAACCGGCCUGGCUCCGCGACGUUGGGGCAGCCUUGAACCAACAUAGAGCAUCUCUCGAGAGUAUCAUUUUCGAUAAGCUGAAGUACAUUCCGCUCAGCAAUGCGGGAGCAACCGUGUCCUUGGAGCCCUGGCAACUCAAUGGAGCUUUCCCUAAUCUCACGCGUUUCAAUGGGCCUUUGUACUCGCUACUAGAGGUGGAUAGGUCCCAGUGUCCGAAUCAGCUCGCUUUGCUAACAACUAUUCUCCCGCCAACGCUCGAACACUUGCUACUUGAGAUACCACCGUACUGGGACCCGAGAUACCUCAUCGAUCUAGAGUCGUCGUGGAAUGUGCUGCAUUUUCCGAAAUUAACGAAGCUGGACAUUCGCUGCUCGUGUAUGACUCCGGCGGCGCCACCGUUCGUGCUGCUUGCUCUGGAGAAGUUCUUUGCGAAGAUCGACAUUGCAUGUAGAUUUACGAUUGAUUUCUAUCGUUCGGGCAUGUCAGAGCGAAUCGAAGAAAUCGCCGACAGAAUUCGAGCUAUGGGACCGGCCGGUGUGGAAUUGGCUGCACAUGUUGACGACGGGAUAUUAGAUGAAGAGCCCUGGGAUGACGAGUGGUAGCCUUAAAGAUUGCUUUA